Dermatophagoides farinae (American house dust mite) is the source of this 6893-nucleotide messenger RNA. RefSeq lists its product as uncharacterized. Gene Ontology annotation, biological process: post-transcriptional regulation of gene expression. The record is from RefSeq and is a predicted model, not a curated record. Gene Ontology annotation, cellular component: cytoplasm. NCBI's taxonomy places the organism in Eukaryota, Metazoa, Arthropoda, Arachnida, Sarcoptiformes, Pyroglyphidae. Gene Ontology annotation, molecular function: mRNA 3'-UTR binding.
CAAUUUUUUAUCAUAUGAAAAUAAUACCUCCCAAAUCAUUAACCAUCAUCAUCAUUUCAUCUUUAACCAAGUGGAGGUUAGAGCUAUGUGUGUGUUUGAAAAAGGCAAAUAAAUAACAAAAUUGGUUAUCAACAUCAAACAACGAAUCGAAUAUCAACUAUAUUUGAGCCAAUCAAAUCAUCAUCUCUUUUAACUGGAUUAAAAAACAAACAAAAAUAUUCCCAGCAAAUAUUGUAAAUCAUAUAUAGUCUGUUUUAUAAUAACAACAAUUCUGAUUCCAUAUUGUAACGAAGAAUAUAUACAACAUUUGGCAUAAUGUGAAAACCACAUCACAUCACACAAACACACGCACAUCAUUGCCAUCAUGAAAACAAUAAUAAUAAGUGUGUGUAUUGUGUAUGUGUGCAAACACUUGUAUACAUUUGUUUAAUAUUUUGACAUCAUAUUUCAUUAUUCAAUCAAUUCGAAUUCUGUUUCAAUUUUCAUUUCUAUUGAAUUUCCAUCUCAUUCAAAAUCAUCAAAAUCAAAAAAAAGUCAUCCUCCACAUAUUCGAAUGUCAGCAAGUAGAUUCGAUUAUAUAUUCUUAUUAUAAAUAAUAUUCUAAUUAGCUUGACAUUUGUCAGGAAUGGUUUGAUUUGUAUUCUAAAAAUGAAAAAAUAUGAAUUUAGAUCAUCGUUGACAUCUUGAACACAUGUUUAUUAUUUUUCUCAAUUAUAUUUAUCAUCAAUAUUGUUUUUCAUUUCAUCAAAUCAAUUCCAAAUACUAAUGACAUAUAUGAUCAUUCUGUACAGAAUUCUUUCUAAAUUAAUAUUUUUCCAAUGAUUAUUAUGUAUAAAAGAACGAAAUUGAAUGAACUAUUAUUAUGGUUAUUAUUAUUAUUAUUAUCUGAUGUGAUGUUACCUACCUAAAAACUUGAUUUAUUCUUUUUUCUCAUUGAGAAAAAACCAAUUUGUAAAGUGUAUCAAAGAUCAAAAGCAACCAGGAAACAUAAAAAACAUAUAUAUUUAAGAAAAGUGAAGGAAAACCAAAACAAAACAGAAAAAUCAUCACACUGAAUAAUCUGAUAUUGUAUUUUGUAUAGUGUUUAUCUCAAAAAAAAGAAAAGAAAAACUCAAAAGGUCGAAUUUGCUCGAUUAUUUUGGCUGCUUUUUAAAUGUAAAAUCUUAUUGCCUCGUUCUCUAUUUGUAUAUGUACAAAAAAAAACAAAAAAGAUAAAUAACACACGCUGGAAAGCGGAAAGAAUUUUGUAAAUUGUUUCAUCAUUCUUUUUCUCACACUCAACCUGUCUGUGUCAACAAAAAUCAAAGAAUUGUUUCAUCAACACAUAUUUUUUCGGCUUUGAUCCCAAAGAUAUAUUGGAAUAUAUUGAGAUAUCAAACCGGAAUCAAUCAAUUUCAACAAUUUUUAUUAAUCAAAUUUAUUGUUGUCUUUCCAUAUUUAAUUCAUUAAUUACUUUUGGCUCGAUUCUAUUUUCAAAGACAAAAAUUAUUAUUUUGAUUAUCAAUUGGAUUGAAUUAUAUCAUCAACAUUACUUAUUCAUCAAGCAAUCGAUAUUCAUCUUUCUGUUUGCGAUAUUUUUCCGCUGCAACAAAUUUAAAAAAAUGUUAAAUGGUCAAAGUGGUACGGCUACAGCAUCUCCUGCUGCAGCAACAUCUAAAUUAGUUGAUCAAACAUCGACAACACCAACUAAAGGUGUUUCAUCAGUUAAUCAAUCAUCAUCAUCUAAUUCAAAUAAUGUUCAAUCAUCAUCAUCAUCAUCCUCUGCAACACAACAACAGGCAAAUAAUUCGAUUGAUGAUGGCGUCACAUCACCAUCAUCAUCAUCAACAACACAACCGAAAACUCAAGAUGAUGCUAUGGUAUCUUAUAUGUUUCAACGUCCACCAAAUCCCGGUGGACAAGAUAAUAAUUCAGAAUUCGGUCAAUAUGCUGUUAAAUCAUCACGAUGGUUUGGCGGCACCGAUGAAACUACAUUGAUUGAUAAUAAUGUACCAAGUGAUACACAAGAAAUUGAAGAUGGUUUUAACACUUUAUCAUUGGACAGUGAAGGACCAUUUGCUUCGACUACAAAGAAAAUCUGGGGUAUUGAAGAUACACCAUCAUCGAAAAAUCAUGCCGAUGUUGAUCCAUCAAAAGUAUUGUUCACCGUACCCGAUCCAGUUCAUCAAUGGGGUCGUGAUUCUACUUGGAGUACUGGACCACCUUCUACAGGACCAACUGUAGCGGAAAAUGGUUCAGGUCUUUCUGAACAUGCUGUAUCUCAACCGAUUAUGGUAAAACGUGCUGCUAGUGCUUACGCAAAUGAUGGUACACUAUUAUCACCUCGAUCAACAGAUACUGGUGGUAUUGGAAUGAAAAUGGCCGAAUAUGUUUUGAAUAAUUCACCAUCAAAAGAUAAUCUAGAAUCAAGACUUAAUUCACGUAUAUUACAUGACAAACAAGCUGGUGGCCAAUCGGCAAGAGGCAAAAAUAAUGAUAAAGGGCCUCAUCAUCAUCCUAAUGCUAAUGGUGGCCUUGCCAACGGUUUUGGUAGUGGGAACGGAACUGAUGAUCCAACCAAUUCUAUUGAUCCUGCUGCGAAACUUUUCAAUCGUGCUCCAGGCCUAUCGCAUCAACUUUCUUCCGAUGAUAGUGAUGAACUUGUGACCGGUGUACCGAAAAAUCAUCUAAUGAAUAAAUUCGAUGGAAUGAUGGCAGCGGCUGCUGCUGCUGCAGCAGCAGGUGGAAUGCCUGGACAUCAUCAUCCAGCACCAUUUGCCGAUUUUAAUCCGGAUCAAUUACAAAUGCAUGGAAUGGAUCAAUUGCAUCCAUUCUCUGAUUACAUCCCAUUAUCAUUAGGGCCAUCAGCUACAGCCGAUUCAUUGAUGGAUGGCUACGGACAAACAAAUCCGGCAUUAUAUCAACAAGUUCAACAUCAAACUCGUCAUGCUUCCGGAUCCAAUAAUCCAUCAACAAUGUCGAUACUUUCUAAUCAUCAUCAACAGCAACAACAUCUGAAUAUGACAACUGCUCAACAACAAAAUCAGGCAAUGUCUUCGGCCUCUGGUGGUCAACCAUCUGCCAAUGCGGCCAAUAUGUUUGCAGCUGCCGCCACUCAAAAUCCACAGAAUCCAUACUUUCCGGCGGAUACGUUUCCAAUGAGUCAUAUGGCAUUAGCUGCUGCCGCUGGACCAGCAAUGUCAAUGUCUCAAUAUGCAACAGCUGCGUAUGGUUUUGCACCAUGGAACAUGUUUCCCACCGGUUUAAUGCCCAAUGCUGCUGUUCCACCUGGCGCCACUUCUAAUGGACAAAUGCAAGGUCAAUCAUCUGUCGGCCAAACUGGACCUUCAUCGGGAAUUCAACAACAGCAACAACAAUCAGGUCGAUCGAUUUCUGGAGCUGUUAAUCGCCCAUUAUCUCCAACAAGUCUUGCCGUUGCUGCUGCCGCGGUUCAUCAACAACAACAACAACAGAAUCAAUCGAAUGAUGGAACCAGCGGUAGCAAUUCACAACAACAACAACAACAAUUAGCUGCAUUGGCUACUGCUGCUGGUCCAUUGCCAUUUCCAUUUCCUGGAGCUCCAUCAAAUUUCUUCGAUCAAUUAGCCUCAAGUCGUGCUAUGCCACAACAGGCUGCAGCCCAUCUACAUCGUCUUAUGACACAACCACAGAUGAAUAUGUUACAAACGGCCACUGGAAACGGCAAUAUGUUGGCAGCUGCGGCCGCUGCUCGAAUGUUGCCAAAUGCUGCUGUAUCAGCGGCCAAUCCGCAACAGAAUCCACAAUCGCAAAAUAAUGCCUUAUUUGCUGCUGCAUCAACGACUGGUCCAAAUGGUAACCAACAACAGCAACAAAUGUAUACAUCGGCUUUGCCAAAUAAUUCAGCAGCACUAAGUUUAGCUGCAGCAGCAGCCGCAUACAAUAAUAUUCAAUCUAAUCCACAAAUGUUGAACAAUGCUCAUAGCAAUAAUCAAGCUGCUCCUCAAUUGGCUCCCCAACAAAUGGGUUUCCCUAAUCCUGCUUUGGGUCCUAUUGGAGCCUCAGGCCUAGGUAAUAAUGGACUUGGUAAUUCUAAUUCACCACGUCGUGAUUCAUUGGAUAAUCGUUCAUCGAACGCCGCUGGAAUGGGAUCUUUAGGAAAUAUUUUUCCUACAAUGAUUUCCGAAGCAAGUAUGGUCUUCAAUCGACAUAUGGCUAAUGCAUUGAAUGCUGCUGCUGGUCCAGCUACGGCUGCCAAAGCAAACGGCCUAAACAAUGCUGCCUCAUUUCAUCAUCCAUACAUCAAUUCACCUGGGCCGAUGGGCCUAGGAUUACCGCCACCUGGAAGUAACAUGACACCACCACCAAUGGAUGCUGUCAAUCAAUUUGGACCUAAUGCAAUGACAGGAACUGCACCCAAUCAAGCUUAUAUGAAUGGAAUGCGAUUGAUACCGAAUGUUGGACCUCCACCACCUCCCGAUAGUAAAUUCUUGAAUCGAAACGGAAUGAUUAAUCAACAAAAUCCAUUUGCAUCGGCCAAUUUGAACAAUACGUUUAAUAAUGUCGCGGCAGCUGCAGCAGUUGCAGCCCAUUCAUCACAUCAUGCUCUAGCAGCAUCAUUGAAUUCGUCUAAUCAUUUACAUCAUUUUAGUAAUGGUGCUGGUAUCCAUCAACAGGCGUCGGUUAAUCAUCAUCAGUCACAAGCGAAUAAUUUUAUUCUCAACAAUACAACAACAAGCCAUCGUUCCACAAGUGGUGCCAGUGGUGGCAACAAUCAACGAACACGAUCUAUCGAGAAGAAUGUUGGCCGUUCGACAUUGUUAGAGGAUUUUCGGAAUUCACGUCUACCAAAUUUGACAUUACAUGAUCUUACUGAUCAUAUAGUUGAAUUCUCUCAAGAUCAGCAUGGAUCUCGUUUUAUUCAGCAAAAAUUGGAAAGAGCUUCUGAUGACGAGAAACAAUUGGUGUUCAACGAGAUAAUUGGCCAGGCUUAUCAGCUAAUGACCGAUGUGUUUGGCAAUUAUGUUAUACAGAAAUUUUUUGAAUUUGGUACACCACAGCAAAAACAAGCUUUGGCCCAAACCAUCCGUGGAUCAGUUUUGGAUUUAGCUCUACAAAUGUAUGGUUGUCGCGUGAUACAAAAAGCAUUGGAAUCAAUAUCAACUGAACAACAAAAAGAGAUUGUGAAAGAAUUGGAUGGUCAUGUUCUCAAAUGUGUUAAAGAUCAAAAUGGCAAUCAUGUCGUUCAAAAAUGUAUAGAAUGUAUUGAACCAUCGGCAUUACAAUUUAUUAUCAACGCUUUUCAAAGCCAGGUUCAUGCAUUAUCAACCCAUCCAUAUGGAUGUCGUGUCAUACAACGUAUAUUGGAACAUUGUAACGCUGAACAAACGGCAAGCAUUUUGCAAGAAUUACAUACACAUACUGAAGCAUUAGUACAAGAUCAAUAUGGUAAUUAUGUUGUACAACAUGUACUUGAACAUGGUCGACCUGAAGAUAAGACGAAAAUCAUUAUGAUGGUACGUGGUAAAGUUCUGGCAUUGUCGCAGCAUAAAUUUGCAAGCAAUGUUGUCGAACGAUGCAUCACACAGGCUAUGCGUUCCGAACGUUCGAUGUUGAUUGAAGAAGUUUGCAAUUAUCCUGAUAAUGCUCUAUAUACUAUGAUGAAAGAUCAAUAUGCCAAUUAUGUUGUACAGAAAAUGAUUGAAGUAGCUGAAUCACAGCAACGGAAAACAUUGUUGAUGCGAAUCCGACCUCAUGUUUCAUCAUUACGACGGUUUACCUAUGGUAAACAUAUUCUUGCUAAAUUGGAAAAAUAUAUGAACACUGGAUCUAAAUCUGCUGCUGCUGCGGUAUCUGCUGCCGUGACAACAUCACCAUCAUCAUCGACGACUACCGCAGCCCAUGCAGCUGCUGCCAUUUCAACUACGACUGAUAAUAAUGUAACGGCAUCAUCAUCAUCAAAUACUGUAACAUCUACGACCGGUACAAAUUCGAGUACAAAUGGCUGCAAUAAUGAGCCGGUCGAUAAGUAAGUCCUUCUCAUAUAUAAGAUUGAGCUUGGCUACUCUAAAAGAAAGUGAAAACUUCUUUUUCAUCAUCAUAUUUUCAUAAAUCACAGAUAACCAAUCAUCGAAACACAUACAUGAUUAAUUAUAAAAACUUUCAUAGUUUAGUUUAGAUUUUUCUUUUAAUCAUUUGUUUGCCAUAACAAAAAAAAUUCUCUUUACACACAACAAAUCGGUUUUUCAUGUUUUCUGGUUACAGGAAAGUCUUGACACACACACACACACACAUACGUACAUAGCGAAUAAUGAUAGAGGUCCAUAUCAGUGCGAGAGAAAAAUAGUCGGGGAGAAUCAGGAAUCUUUGGAUUUUGGAUUAUAAAUAUUUUUUUUUCUAAUAAUUUCAUUUUUUUCUGUACAAAAUUUUUUUUCGAUCAUUGUUUUUUUUGUUGUACAAAAUUUUAUCAAUAAUUUCUUAAUGUUUCUGAUCUGAUUAUGAUGCUGAUCUCCGAACACAUUAGUCAACGAAAUUUUAUUUUUCUGAUUCAUUUAAAUAAAUAUGGCAGAAUUAGAUAUACUUUUUUUCUCAGUUUUUUUUUGUUCAAAAAUGUUUCCAUAAAAUAUCCAGAUCCAAUGAUGGUGAUGAUGGUGUAUAGUGUGAUAUAUAAACUAUAUAUUGUGAAAACAAAAACAAUUUUUCUAAUAAUUUCAAUCCAAAGUGUCCAAAUUGUUCGAUUUUUCUCUUUGUGUGUGUGUGUGUGUGUAUGUAAAAUUGUAAAAUUUUUUUCUUGACAAUUUAUUUUCUUCCCUCUCUUUUCUCUCUCACUUGAUUAUGGGCGCUCAUUGUGUGUUUGGUUGAAGUUUAUUUUUUUCAAGAAUUGAUGACCGAGAAAAAAUUUACUGAAAGUUAACCUAAUUGAUUCAAACAAAAAC